AUGGCAAGAACCGGUGCCAUCCCGCGCCACCUCCUCCUGGGCGCCCUCGUGCUCUGCGCAGCGUGCGUGUGCGCCCCGGCAGGCGCGCUCCGGGCGUCAGCCAUAUCCGUUGCGCCGGAGCCGUCUCAGUACCCGCUGCUGCAGCCGCGCCACGGCGGCCGCCACGCGAGCGCCCCAUCCGCACUCCCGCCGUCGCUCUCGCUCUCCCUAAACAUAAUGCCGCUGAUCCCCUCCCCGGGCCCCGGCGAGGACGCCCUGACGCCGUCGGACGCGGCGGCCACCAUCCCGUCCAGCCCGAGGUCGCCCAACCCGGACGCGCUCGAGCCCGACUCCGCGUUCGCGCCCUCGCCUCCACCGCGACCGCCGCGGGGCGUGGGCGAUGCUCCCGGCCGGGUCCUGGGUGGCUCUUGGUCGCCAUGUGGUUGGUGUAGAUAG
Messenger RNA from Triticum dicoccoides, 435 nucleotides. RefSeq names its product vegetative cell wall protein gp1-like. The record is from RefSeq and is a predicted model, not a curated record. The coding region runs from base 1 to 435 and encodes 144 amino acids. The transcript has a single exon. NCBI's taxonomy places the organism in Eukaryota, Viridiplantae, Streptophyta, Magnoliopsida, Poales, Poaceae.